Molecule: messenger RNA, 2233 nt
Organism: Dendrobium catenatum
Lineage: Eukaryota; Viridiplantae; Streptophyta; Magnoliopsida; Asparagales; Orchidaceae
Product: pyruvate kinase isozyme G, chloroplastic-like
Exons: 12
Coding region: 206-1948 (580 amino acids)
Biological process (GO): glycolytic process
Cellular component (GO): cytoplasm; chloroplast stroma
Molecular function (GO): potassium ion binding; magnesium ion binding; pyruvate kinase activity
Source: RefSeq, a predicted model, not a curated record
UCUCCGUGAAGAUCUCGGCCCUCGGGCUGGAACUCCAGGAAAGCCGGAAUAGAAAGAAAAAUCGACAACCCCACUUUUCUCUUCUUUCUCUCACAUCCAUUGAGAGAGCGCUAUUUAUUUGUGAAGUCACCGGCCAUAUGCCGCCGUAAACCCUCUUUGUUUACUUUUCUCUCCUUCUUCGUGUUUUGCUCUUUGCGUGUUUAGAAUGGCGUCUUCGGUGGAGAUAGGUGGCCUGAAAACGGGAAUGCCGCCGGCCGGAGGGGGUUGUGUUGGGUUGGCUUCCUCUCGGCAUGUAAGCUGCGCGAUUCGCCUGGCUGGAAGGAAGUCACGUUCGUCUUCUUUCGUGCGGAGAGGCCUGGUGGUGAGAUCGGAGCUAGUGAUUGAGCGCGAUCGGGUUGGCUUUGCAGCAAUCAACGGUGUGGCGAAUCUGGAGAAAAAGAAUGCCUCCUAUGAGCUACAAUCAGGGGAUGACAAAGAUAGAGAUAUGCAGAUGCUUCCAAAUUCUCUAAGGAAAACAAAGAUUGUGUGCACAAUUGGGCCUUCUACAAGUUCACGUGAAAUGAUAUGGAAGCUUGCUCAAGCAGGAAUGAAUGUUGCACGGCUGAAUAUGUCACAUGGAGAUCAUAAAUCACACCUGAAAACCAUUGAUUUGGUUAGGGAGUACAAUGCUCGGCACAAAAAUAACGUUAUUGCCAUUAUGUUGGAUACCAAGGGGCCUGAAGUUAGAAGUGGGGAUGUAGCUCAGCCCAUUUUACUUGCAGAAGGUCAGGAAUUCAAUUUUACCAUAAAAAAAGGAGCCAGCUCUGAGAAUACUGUCAGUGUGAAUUAUGAUGAUUUUGUAAACGAUGUGGACGUUGGAGACACCAUAUUGGUUGAUGGUGGGAUGAUGUCACUAUCUGUGAAGGCAAAAACUGUUGAUACGGUAAAAUGUGAAGUGGUCGAUGGUGGAAAACUUAAAUCAAGACGUCAUUUAAAUGUUAGAGGAAAAAGUGCUACCUUGCCUUCUAUAACAGAAAAGGACUGGGAAGAUAUCAAAUUCGGGGUGGAUAACAAAAUUGAUUUCUAUGCAUUAUCAUUUGUCAAAGAUGCGAAAAUUGUCUGCGAACUAAAAGAUUACCUUAAAAGUCGUCAAGCAGAUAUCAAUGUAAUCGUUAAGAUUGAAAGUGCAGAUUCAAUACCAAACCUCGAAUCUAUUAUAUCUGCUUCUGACGGGGCAAUGGUGGCUCGUGGUGACCUUGGAGCAGAACUUCCAAUAGAAGAAGUUCCACUGCUGCAGGAGGAGAUCAUUAAAAGGUGCCGCAGCUUGCAGAAGCCUGUAAUUGUUGCAACCAACAUGUUGGAGAGCAUGAUUAGCCAUCCAACUCCAACUAGAGCAGAAGUUUCUGAUAUAGCAAUUGCUGUGCGUGAAAGUGCUGAUGCCAUUAUGCUCUCUGGUGAAACAGCCAACGGGAGGUAUCCUAUAAAAGCAGUGAAUGUGAUGCACACCGUGGCAUUGAGGACUGAAUCAACACUUCUAACAAGCAAACUUCAUUCAAGUCUUUCAACAGCCUUCCAGGCUGCUCCUGGCGAGGAGCUUUGUCCGAGCCAUUUGAGUGCAAUGCUUGCCUCACAUGCCACCACUAUGGCCAACAAUAUUGGAAGUUCUACCGUUGUUUUCACUAGAACUGGUUCCAUGGCUGUGCUUCUUAGUCACUGUCGACCAUCCUCAACUAUAUUUGCAUUUACGGAUGAGGUAAGGAUUAAGCAAAGGCUGGCACUUUAUCAUGGAGUAUUACCUAUUUAUAUGAAGUUUUCUGAUGAUGCUGAAGAGACCUUCUCUAGAGCAAUAAACUGCUUAUUGAAGGGUGGAUUCCUGAAGAGCGGAGAGUAUGUUACAUUUGUUCAGAGUGGAACUCGCCCAAUAUGGCGAAAUGAGUUCACACAUCAUGUUCAAGUCCGAAAGGUUUGAGGAUGACAUGUAUUCCCCUAGAGCAGGCCCUUUUUUUUUAACUAAGGCUUAGUUUGGGACGUCUUUCUCACUGCUUCUUAAAACAAUUUUUUAAUUGUGCUUAAAAGCUGUUUUAAAAAGCUUUAAGAAAGUUGUCUCAAACGAAAGCCUAAAUUUGCUCCCAGCUUAAGAUUAUUUUUUGAGUUUUCAGAGAAGAUGUAUUUUUUUUUUCUUUUCAUUUGAAUGCUUAUGUAGACUAAAUAUAUGACUGUUCUUAAGCAAGAAAUAAAUUGAUUUUGACACCAA